GUCCCCAGGGUGGAAAUGCUGCUGCUGAAAAGCUAAAAAGAGGCAAAUUUUCAAAUCUUCUCCUGGUUCAGGUGCCCAGAAGUGAAACGAACCGACUUCUUGCGCGCCUCCGAUGGCCGACCAUGAUGGUCGGACACAAGAGAGAAGGGACGCGGUCGCUUCUCGUUCAGUUAUCGAGCGGACGGCCAAUUCGUCGAAAUCCGUGCGCCAUUUUGCGCUGCGCGAGGCAAUUUUUUGCACCCUCCCCCCCUGAUUGCGCCCCCGACAUAUCAGUGGCUCGACAAGCUCGGCCAGAAGCGGGUUGUGCACUUUUCGGGGUUCCAGCCGUGCCCAAACGGGUUCCCGUGCGAUUAUGCGUGUUGUGAAAGUGUGUUUUUCUACACCGUUCUUGUGGAUUAUCCAUUAGGUUCCGUAUAGUGGGAGGCGGGCUGUUUAUUACCAAUUUUACGACCAGUUGCACGCCACUGGGCGCGAUGCACACGCCAGAUUCCACCCUGGAGCGGGGCAUGCUCCCCCCGAAUUCCCUGCCCGCAAUGAUGCCAAUGGAGGAGCCGCAGGAAAUUCGAAUACCCCAAGUAAUGUCGCUGCCCAGCAGGGAUGAGUGCGACAGCAUGAUGGCGGAAAGUUUGGGUCGUCUGGAAAAUGAGCUGGACAACCUGCACAAACUGGCCGAAUCCAGUAUAGUAAAUAUGGCGUCCGCUGUCCAGGACAGUUCGCCGGACACCCCGCAACCUCUCGGCUACAACAUGAAGCCCGAGUGGAUGUACGGGAUCUUCGGGUGCCUUCGGCCGCUCUUCUGCACAACUGGCAAAGGAAUGGUGGACCCCAAGUGCGGACAAGAUGAUUGGGAGAUUCCGUUCGAGAAAAUCACCGAUUUGCAGUUUUUGAGCUCGGGCGGUCAGGGCGCUGUUUUCGCCGGUUAUCUCAACAAGACCCGCGUGGCCAUCAAGAAAGUGGCCGAGCUCAAAGACACGGACAUUGUCCAUCUGCGCAAACUGAACCACUCCAACAUUGUGAAGUUCAAGGGGGUCUGCACGCAAGAGCCCUGCUUCUGCAUCGUGAUGGAGUUCUGCCCCUAUGGCUCCAUCUUCGACCUGCUCAAGAACCAGAAGAACGUGGUGACCACCAAUCGGGUGGUCUCGUGGGCCAAACAGAUCGCCAGUGGCAUGCAUUAUCUACAUGUACACAAGAUCAUUCAUCGCGACUUGAAGAGCCCAAACGUUUUAAUUGGCGACGACGAAACAAUCAAAAUCAGCGACUUCGGCACCUCGAAAACCUGGAGCGGAGUGAGCGAGAAAAUGACGUUUGCAGGAACCGUCGCCUGGAUGGCGCCGGAAGCCAUCCAGGAAUUGGCCUGCAGCGAAAAAGUCGACAUCUGGUCCUUCGGCGUGGUUCUAUGGGAGCUGCUCACUUGUGAAGUGCCAUACGACGGCAUGGAGCAAAGCGCCAUCAUGUACUCGGUGGGUUCGGGCAAGCUGAAGCCGCCCAUUCCGAGCACGUGCCCCGACGGCUUCAAGCUCAUCCUGCAGAUGUGCUGGAAGCUGAAUCCGAAAGAGCGGCCCAGCUUCAAGCUGCUGUGUAACCACCUGGAAAUCGCGUCCGUCGAGAUUCUGGCCAAAUUCAAGGACGAUCAGUUCUUCAAGACGCAGGAAUCGUGGAAGGCGGAAAUCAAGACGCACAUCACGCAGUUCGUCGAACAGCUGCAGAAGCACAAGAUCGAGUACCACUUGAAGGAGGAGCAGCUGAUUAAGAAGCGCGAAAUGGAAAUCAAGCACAUCCUCGACAUCAAGGAGCUGUACGACCGCAAGUUGGAACAGGUGCACCAGCUAUGCGCCGAACUAACGGGAAUGAUGCAACGCGAGCGGGCAAAAACGGCCGGCGUUUUGCAGCUGGAGCGAAAAGGCGACCGAAGGCGUCGGUUCCUCAACUGGAAAAAAGUGGACCGGCGCAACAGGCCCGGCACCCAAAGCUCCAGCCCUGAGCAGAGCCUGACCAGCCCUGAGAGUCCGCCGAACAUCCGCCCGCCCAAACGCUGCAGUUGCACUGAGUCGCCCAACGGUUCCGUGCAAAAGGCCGCCCUCUACACCACCCUGAACCCCGCCACUGAAACGGUGACCACGCAAACCUCGACUGGGUCCUACAAGAAGCGGCAUCACCGCACCAACUCUGGAUCGCCGCGCAGCUCCGGGUUCGGGUCCAGAGCCUCCAGUUGUCGCGCCUCCAUCGUGGUGGACGCUGAGACUCAAACAGAUGGGAUGGACAUUAGCGAGACUGACCUGAGCAGUCCCACAGUGAGCUGCAACAACACGCUGCUCUGCAACACUGGCAACGCCCAAAAGGUCAUUCUGCAGCAGUUUGAGGACGAUGAAGGCCAGAACGGCAACAGCGUCCAGCUGCACUACAUGGUGCAGCAUGCUCAACACGCCAUUCCGAUCUUCACGCGCAUGGACUCGCGCCCCUCCAGCCCGAUAAUCUUCGACACAACGGACGACGCGACCAAUCGCAACAUCGACACACCGGAAGUCUCAAGUGAGGAGAACUUGGAGGCAAUCAGCCGAAAGGUGGCUGCAAUUACGAUUUGCAGCCCGGAAAACGGCAAUAUUGGGGACAAUCUGUGCGAAAUCAUCCGGAAUCGGACGCUGUCCGAUUGCAGAGUGGGCCUGGACAGGGACAGCACGGAGGACGCGGCCAAUGAGGACAGCAUUUCGGAGGACGAUGCCGAAACGUAUAAUCACUCAUUGAGGCGUCGGAGGGCGCGCGUUCUACCCUCGAACUCGCCCCAUCACAAACGGCUCAGUUCGGCAACGUCGGAUUCCGAGUCCGAAGAAAACACUGUUGUCACACAGAUCGCGUUCCGCCACUGAACUUCUACGUCGAAGACGUGGCAAGCAUGAAUGUGAUUUGUACCCAUUUAUAGUUCAGGGCGUUCACGUGUUUAUUUAUUAUAGACUAGGAGCUAGGCCUGCGCAGCUGUAGGCUGUUUUACUGCUAAGCGGCAAAUUGGGCAAAUGAACUGUGUUUUUUUCCGGCUCUCUAUCGGGCGUUUUACGAUGUACCGGAACAAAAAGAGUUGAUAUUUUCGAAGCGCGAAUCUCUCUCUGAAAUUAGCUAUAUUCUUGUAAAAUGUUCAAACAAUUGUUUCUUGUUUGUUUGUACAGGAUUUCGUCAAAUUGUCAAACUUGUCCCACCAGGUGGCGCCGUCUGGCCUGGUGUAUUUGUUUUGUGAUUGUGAUUUGUAAUAUUCCGUCUUUAAAACACGCUUAUUGUUUACUUUAUUUUUUGUAUUUUUAUUACUACUGGGUGGCACAAUAAAGGCGAUUUAUUCAAUUUAUUGUACUUUAUAAAGCAAUAUAGUAAUAAAAUAUCGUUUGUCUCCAGCUAUUUGGCAGUGGCACUUUACUCAUGACUCGAAAUUGGUUUUCUUGAGUGUUUGCUAGUUUGAGCGUUUGCAGAUUAAGUCAAUUAUUUUACUAUUCUUCCAUAAUUGCGUGAAUUGUAACAAUUUGGUGGAAGACAUUUAACGAUAAUUAUUGGGUCACUGCCAAAAAGCUUCAAACACACUUUAUGGGACUUGAAUUGUGCAAAAUCGCCUCCUUGAGCCGCCCCUGUACAAAUUGGAAAAUCCGGCAGCUACGUUUUGGCGCCGCUUUCCGCAAAUACUUGUAUUUUCGACUGGCAAAAAUAUACUCAGUUAUAUUUAAA
Molecule: messenger RNA, 3702 nt
Organism: Dendroctonus ponderosae (mountain pine beetle)
Lineage: Eukaryota; Metazoa; Arthropoda; Insecta; Coleoptera; Curculionidae
Product: mitogen-activated protein kinase kinase kinase 13
Biological process (GO): protein autophosphorylation
Molecular function (GO): JUN kinase kinase kinase activity; ATP binding
Source: RefSeq, a predicted model, not a curated record